CAAAACGACAACCGCUGCAAGACAAUAAUAUUUUGUUCGAGAAAGAGAACACGAUAUAUCCGUGCGAAUAGAGUCGACCAGCUGAUUUUUAUUCGGAAAGACCGUGUUACUCACAUUUUUAUUCAGAAACUGGCGUUCAGUUCCUUUGUGUCUCCGCUAGAUGUCGGUUCAAUUUUGACAUAUCGUCUAAACAUUUCACUGUGUGAAAAUAUUGUCAUAUCUUACUGUAGGAACUGUGUUAAAGACCUGAGAUAUUUCGUGGUUCUAUCAAAAUGUUUGUUUAAAAAUUCUAUUUAUCAAACAAAAUUUUAAAAAAUUGAUCGUUCUACGCGAAUGAUGCUCAAAAAAUUGUGAUUGCUGAACGGAUAAAUUUAUUUGAAAAUAUUUAUAGUGGAAAAUUAUUGAAAAUUGUGUAACACAAAGUACGGUAUUUGGAUGGAGAAAAAAAUUUUAUAUGGAAAAUGUGAAAAUUUACCUGCAAUGCACUGAUUGUGUUUAUGUGAACGAAAUUGUUCGUAUUAAUUUUGGUCAAACUGUUUGUUCAUUUCUGUGAAUUCUAAUAAAAGUAUUUUCGCUCUUUUUCAAACUCAGAGGGGUUGUUUGUAAUUGCAAAAGCGUGAUUCGUGGCUAAGUGAAUUUUAUGUAACGAAUUAACCGUUCCAUUGAAAAACAAAUCAAUCAAUUUUUUUUUUAAAUUCGUUUUAUCGUAAAUUCUUUGCUCCACAUAUGUAAAUGUGAAAUUCAGCCAAAUGGUGAAUUCAUAAUUCUAAUUGUGAUGUCUACAUCUUGAUUAUAAAUAAACAAACAUAUAUAUUCGUUGCGGUAAUGGAUUCGAAAAUCAUCCAAUUGGAAUAAAAUCUUAAAAUUAAAGUCAUGACAAUAAUGGAAAAGAGAAAUGUUGCUGUUGUUGUUAUGUCAAUAUAGAGUUAUAGUAAUUUUUUUAUCAUUUCCUGUUGUAAAUGUGAUUUCUUAGUAAAUAUGUAAGAACGUUGACAAUAUAUAUGAAUAUAUGCUCACAACAAAAGUUUAACGGAAAUAACCUUAGCAAGGACCAUUGCUGAAUAAGGAAAAUGCUUCGUCAAAAACGGCAACCAAAACCCAUACGAUGGGGACUUAAAAAAAUCUGUUGGGGUCUGAUAAAUAUUACCGUACCACGGCAUGCUCCCAGAAGUUGGAUCGAAGCGAAUUUCCAAAAGCGAGACUGCGUUAAAUUUAUUCCGAACCCAAAGGACGAAACAAAAUGUUGUUGUGGUCAAUCACGUACAACCCAUCAAACUAUACCUGGCAUCGAGGCUGGCACACCAGGAGAUGUAUGGGUACCAUACAAGCAUACGAGAUCACAUCCCACAGACGCUUACGGAACAAUUGAGUUUCAAGGUGGUGCUCAUCCUACCAAAGCACAAUACGUUCGUCUAUCAUAUGACACCCGACCAGAAUUGUUAGUUCAGUUGUUUACAAAAGAAUGGAAUUUGGAAUUACCCAAACUGCUUAUAACGGUUCAAGGUGGCAAAGCUAAUUUUGAACUUCAGCCGAAGUUAAAAAAGGAAAUACGCAAGGGUUUGCUGAAAGCUGCAAAAACCACUGGAGCAUGGAUUUUUACUGGUGGCACCAAUACGGGUGUAACAAAGCAGGUCGGAGAUGCCCUGCUUCUGGAAGGUCAACAAAGAACCGGAAGAGUGGUUAGCAUUGGUAUUGCACCGUGGGGCAUUGUCGAACGUAAUCAUGAGUUACUGGGUCACAACAGAGACGUCCCGUGCCAUAGCAUUAGUUCGCCGAGGUCAAAAUUGGAGGUGCUUAACAACCGACAUGCAUACUUCCUACUUGUAGAUAACGGCACACAAGGACGUUAUGGUGCCGAGUUGAUUCUUCGACGUAAACUCGAAAAGUUUAUUUCAAACUUAAAACUGCAUCCAUUUACCCAUUCUAGUACGCCGGUGGUGUGUUUAGUUAUUGAAGGUGGAACUAAUACUAUAAGGGCUGUUUUGGAAUAUGUUACCGAUACUCCGCCGGUACCAGUUGUUGUAUGUGAUGGAUCUGGUAGAGCAGCUGACUUAAUUGCUUUUGUGCACAAGUACGCUGCUGAUGGUGAAGAACAAACAGUAUUGGAAUCGAUGCGAGAUUACCUGCUUAACACAAUCCAAAAAACAUUCGAAGUUGGAAUCGAUCAAGCAGAAUGCUUGUACCAAGAACUGUUACAAUGUACCCGAAAUAAGAAUUUGAUAACUGUGUAUCGAAUCCAAGAAAAACCCGAGGGUGAGGUGCACGAAUUGGAUCAGACCAUACUAACGGCACUGUUUAAGUCGCAGCAUUUAAGUCCUCCCGAGCAAUUGAGUUUAGCAUUGACAUGGAAUCGCGUCGACAUUGCUCGAACCGAAAUUUUCGUUUACGGACAAGAAUGGCCGCAUGGGGCUCUCGACGAAGCUAUGAUGCAGGCUCUAGAACAUGAUCGGAUCGAUUUCGUUAAAUUAUUGUUAGAAAAUGGCGUUUCAAUGAAGAAAUUUUUAACCAUUCCAAGGCUUGAAGAGUUGUACAACACAAAACAUGGUCCAGCUAAUACUUUAGGAUUUAUUUUAAGAGAUGUUCGUCCUCACAUACCCAAAGGAUACAUUUAUACGCUUCAUGAUAUAGGUUUAGUAAUAAAUAAAUUGAUGGGUGGUGCAUAUCGGUCUUACUACACCCGUCGAAAAUUUCGUCCAAUUUACGCCAAAGUUAUGAAUAGCUACGUGAAUACAUAUAGAAAAUCGUCAACAUUUCAACGUCAUCCUGGUGCUAAUUCAAUGAGCCUUUUAGCGGGACUUCUUCCAUUUACAUCCGAAAUGGCUUUGUUUGAAUUUCCCUUCAACGAGCUUCUGAUAUGGGCUGUGCUAACAAAACGUCAAGAAAUGGCUCUACUUAUGUGGGCUCAUGGUGAAGAGUCAUUAGCCAAAUCACUCGUCGCUUGUAAAUUGUACAAAGCCAUGGCACACGAAGCAGCUGAGGAUGAUCUGGACACAGAAAUUUACGACGAACUGAAGGCUUAUGCUAAAGAUUUCGAGGCGAAAGGAAUAAAACUUUUAGAUUUUUGUUAUCGACAAGAUGCAGAACGGGCACAACGAUUGCUCACUUGUGAGCUGCAGUCGUGGUCAAGCCAAAGUUGUUUGUCACUAGCUGUAGCUGCUAAUCAUAGGCCGCUGUUAGCUCAUCCGUGCAGUCAGGUUAUUUUGGCCGAUUUGUGGAUGGGUGGAUUGAGGACGAGGAAAAACACUAAUCUGAAGGUCAUGCUCGGUUUGAUAUGUCCACCAUUUAUAACCAAAUUGGAUUUUAAGUCAAAGGAGGAGUUGCAAUCGAUGCCACAAACAGAGGAAGAACAUCUGGAAAAUCAAAAUUUGGAUUACGAAGAUCUGGAUAAAGCCCAUCCCGAUGCCGAGAAUCCACCUAAACGGAAAAAAUCAAUUUCGCUUAAAUAUGAAAUAGGUCGUCAGACGUGUACCCAGGCUCUUUUGGCCGACCCAUAUCCGAUGAAAGACACCAAAGUUCAAGAGAACGGAAAAGUCGGUCUUUCUGGAUCGGAAGUUGCAAAAGUCUCACUGUCUGAUUCUGAUUGUGGUCAAAAGGAGUUCCUGCAAAUAUCUUAUGACUACGAAAUUAAGCAGCACCGACCACUUCGUCUUAAGAAGAAAAUUUAUGAAUUUUACACAGCUCCCAUAACUAAAUUUUGGGCUGAUUCUAUGGCAUACAUGAUAUUUUUGGUACUAUUCACAUACACGGUUUUGGUGAAAAUGGCACCGUCACCAACAUGGCAAGAAGUUUAUUCGAUUGCUUACAUAACCACAAUGGGCUGUGAGAAAAUCCGUGAAAUUAUCUCUUCGGAACCAGUAGCAAUAUCACAUAAAUUUGCUGUAUGGGCAUGGAAUAUGUGGAACCCGUGCGAUGCUGCAGCAAUAAUAUUUUUUGUUAUUGGUUUAACCUUAAGAUUUAGGCCGAAUACGAUGGAUGCAGGACGUGUGAUCUAUUGUUUGGAUAGUAUCUACUGGUACUUACGAAUACUUAACAUCCUGGGAGUUAACAAAUAUUUAGGUCCACUGGUUACCAUGAUGGGUAAAAUGGUUAAGAAUAUGAUUUAUUUUGUGGUUCUUUUACUUGUUGUACUGCUCAGUUUUGGCGUGAGUAGACAAGCAAUUUUAGCUCCGCAUAAAGAGCCCAGCUGGAGUCUGGUCAAAGGUGUGUUAUAUCAGCCAUACUUCAUGCUUUACGGAGAAGUAUUUGCCGAUGAUAUUUACCCAGACUGUGGAGAGAGUCCUGGGCAAAUACCAUGUGUUACUGGUAACUGGGUGACACCGAUUACAAUGGCCAUGUACUUAUUGAUAGCAAACAUACUGCUCAUAAAUCUGUUGAUAGCGGUUUUCAACAACAUUUUCAUUGAAGUGAAUGCAGUGUCGCAUCAGGUGUGGAUGUUCCAACGUUUUACCGUAGUCAUGGAAUAUCAACAAAAACCCGUACUGCCACCGCCAUUGAUUGCCUUCAGCCAUUGCUACUCAUUGCUCAAAUAUUUUAUACGGAAAGCGAAAGGUAGAGAAUGGUUUGAUUUGCCACGUGAUAACGGAUUGAAAUUAUUUUUGGAAAAAGAUGAUAUGGAACGUCUGUACGAUUUUGAAGAGGAAUGUGUGGAAGGAUACUUUAGAGAGCAAGAAAUUGUGCUCAAUCAGUCAACGGAUGAACGGAUUAAGGCAACCAAUGAUCGGGUCGAGAAUAUGACGCAAAAGAUUGAAGACAUCAAUCAGAAAGAAAACAUUCAAUCGGCAACCGUUCAGAACAUUGAUUUUCGAUUGCGAAAAGUCGAAGAAUCGGCAGAACAAAUAUUAUCUACUUUAGCUGUGAUACAUAGAUUUAUGUCGGCGCAUACAUCUAUUCAAGAAAAUCUACAUGGUUCGUCAAGCAAUAUAAGCACAGACAAUCGUCAAAGAGGAAUUACUUACUCUGAACAUCAAACACUACAGGUAACGGGUAAACCUAAAUUCAAUCGAUCAUUAACGGAGGUGCGGCCAGACGCUUACAUUUUCGAUGAUGGCCAUCAUUUUGAAGUGAGACCGGUGCAAGAAGAGGAUGAAGCUGUGGAUAGAACUGACAUAUUACGAGAGAUACCCAUAGCAAAAGCGCGGAAGCAGUCGAUACUCUCUGAAGAUUCCGACAUUUUUUGUCACGAAAAACAUCUCCAUUCGUCUGAUACAGUUAAGAAACCUCCGUUUUUGAAUAUCAUCCGACAAGAGACCACGAGCACAGAAAGCAGAGAUACGCUAACACCGCUCGAGGCUAGCGAUGAUCACACAUUGGUCGAUGAUGGUUCUGCGGAAAAUAUAACGGACUUAAAUUUCGAGGCAGCUAAGAGGAAUGCAAUACGACGCAGAUCGAUGGCUCGUAGAAAUUCAGAGUGCUGUUCGAAUUACAACGACAUACAAAGAUCACAAACUAGUCUAAUUGCAGCGGGUGCAAUGAGUCGACGACAAGUUAGUUUGACUCAAUCGGAACCAGAUAGUGGAAAUGAGCAAGCUCCUGUUAAAGUUGUAUCAGUCAAGCCUAACAGGAAUCUUCUAAUGAAAUUCCACACUCAAUACACAUCCAUUACCGAUGAGUUAGAGAACAUUUGUCAGACAAUAACAUCACCAACUCUUUCUAUUCGUGAUUCGGACAAAACGGUGCAUGACAUGUCAAAGGCUGAAAUUGCGGCACUGAUUGAACGGCAGCAUUUGAAGGAAUGCGAAGAAAAUGAUUAUGUGAUGCUGUCCAGAUUGUUCUAUAACCGCGGAUCGAUCGAAGAAACAGACGAUAAUUUUGAGGGAUCAUCACUGGAUCUACCAAAUCGACAUCCACUUCGUCGUGAAACCGCCGUUGAACUUCCAGUGACUCCAUCAAAAUCGAAUGACCCGGAUAGUGAUCCAGCUGAGUAUGAACUUCGCGUCGACCGAACGUCUACAGUCAAUCGCAAUUUAUCGGCUGAUCAUUCGACGAUCCGAGUCAUGACAUCCCAAAACUAUCUCAUCCCCUCGAUGUCAGAACCCAUUCCUCAUCCAUUCAAAUCGUCUUCAGACAGCAUUCAGAAAAAUUCUAGCACAGAAACCGAAUAUUCGCUGCAACCGUACCAAGUGAUCAAACAAAGUUCAAAUGAAACAAAUCCUUCGUUCACUGGAUCAUUCAACGUAGACAAUCCUCUAACACUAGAAUUGUCUAUCGACACAGACAAUAGUCAUAAUGUAACUGUUAUUGACGGGGAUUACGUCGAUGACAAGGAUAAUGUACCGAUCAUUAACUGCAAUGUUAAAAAGUUCGGCGAAAUUCGCCAUUCGAUAAAUGAGGUGCGCGGUGGUCUGAAGAAACAGUUCAGCAUGGAUCAAGGUCAAUUGUCACCAAAGAUCAUUGAAAGUGGCGUCCAGAAAAGUUGCUUGAAACCGUCAAACACGAAUUCGAAAUUGAUCGGUGCGUUGAAGGAGAGUAGUUCGACUAGUACGGAUGAAUCGAAGGAUGACAGAACCAUUCCAACGAUAAGCACAAAUUUAGUGCAAGAUGAAAUUGCCAAAUUGUCGUCGAAUAUUAAAAGUAGUACCGAAGACGAUAAAGAUCCACCGUAUAAUGAAACCAUGUGCUAGUGGCGUUUAUUUUAAAAGUUUUUCUCUCUUUUUUGAUUUCAAAUCCAUUUUUGUUUUAUUUUGUUAUUUCGUUAGUCAUUCUUAGUGAUCCCGAAUAGAUAAUGAAUAGAACCAGGAGAACACUCUUAGCAAAAAUAAUAAUUAUUUUUUUUACUCAGAUUUGUGGUUACCGUUCAGGCCAAGUUACUGUCUUUUUGUCAUUAAUAUUUAAGUGAAAGAUUUUUCUUUAAUAAUAAUAAUUGCCUUGCGUUGUAAAUAUUUAUUUGAUUGAUUUCGUGUCAGCUAGGUACUUAAAUUAGUUUUUAAUUUCGUCCAAUUUAUUUUUAUAGUCUUU
Messenger RNA from Bradysia coprophila, 6954 nucleotides. RefSeq names its product transient receptor potential cation channel, subfamily M (gene Trpm). Gene Ontology annotation, biological process: monoatomic cation transmembrane transport; metal ion transport; protein tetramerization. NCBI's taxonomy places the organism in Eukaryota, Metazoa, Arthropoda, Insecta, Diptera, Sciaridae. Gene Ontology annotation, molecular function: monoatomic cation channel activity. The record is from RefSeq and is a predicted model, not a curated record. Gene Ontology annotation, cellular component: plasma membrane.